This is a messenger RNA of Hibiscus syriacus, 1442 nucleotides long. Its product is annotated as autophagy-related protein 3-like. Lineage: Eukaryota; Viridiplantae; Streptophyta; Magnoliopsida; Malvales; Malvaceae. Gene Ontology annotation, biological process: autophagy of mitochondrion; autophagosome assembly; nucleophagy. Gene Ontology annotation, cellular component: cytoplasmic ubiquitin ligase complex; cytosol. The record is from RefSeq and is a predicted model, not a curated record. The transcript is spliced from 10 exons. Gene Ontology annotation, molecular function: Atg8-family ligase activity. Bases 124 to 1068 code for a protein of 314 amino acids.
ACCCCUUUCUCUCUCUACCAGGUCCGUACGGAUAUUUAGGGUUUCAAUCUUCGACUUCGAUCGAAUCGCUAGGCCUUUGAAUAUCGUCGUCGUAUAUUGAAUCGAAUUGCCAAAUUCGAAAAUAUGGUUCUUUCUCAGAGGAUUCAUGAAGCAUUCAAAGGAACUGUGGAGAGAAUUACGGGGCCCCGAACCGUCUCUGCUUUUAAAGAGAAAGGGGUUCUGAGUGUCUCCGAGUUCAUCCUGGCCGGGGAUAAUCUCGUCUCCAAUUGCCCUACCUGGUCUUGGGAAUCGGGAGAGCCAAGCAAGAGGAAGUCCUAUUUGCCAGCCGAAAAGCAAUACUUGAUUACAAGAAAUGUCCCUUGCCUAAGGAGGGCUGCAUCGGUGGAAGAAGAAUAUGAGGCUGCCGGAGGAGAGGUUCUUCUUGAUAACGAAGACAAUGACGGUUGGUUGGCAACUCAUGGGAAACCCAAAGAUAGAAGUGAUGUGGAGGAAAACCUGCCUUCAAUGGAGACUCUAGAAAUCAGACAGAACGAAACUUUAAGAUCAAUACCUUCAUAUUUUGGGGGUGGGGAAGAUGAAGAUGAUAUACCUGACAUGGCUGAUUAUGAAGAAGCUGACAAUCUUGUUGAGACUGAUGCAGCAACUUUACAACCGACAUAUCUUGUCGCUCAAGAACCUGAUGAUGACAAUAUUUUACGGACCCGAACCUAUGAUGUCAGCAUCACGUAUGAUAAAUACUAUCAAACUCCUCGUGUAUGGCUUACUGGGUAUGAUGAGUCGAGGAUGCUUUUACAACCAGAGCUUGUUCUGGAGGAUGUUAGUCAGGAUCAUGCACACAAAACGGUUACCAUUGAGGACCAUCCUCAUCUACCUGGGAAGCAUGCAUCUGUCCAUCCAUGCAGACAUGGUGCCGUGAUGAAAAAGAUCAUUGAUGUGCUUAUGUCACGAGGAGUAGAACCUGAAGUUGAUAAGUAUCUUUUCUUGUUCUUGAAAUUUGUUGCCUCUGUAAUUCCAACAAUCGAGUAUGACUACACCAUGGACUUUGAUCUUGGCAGCACCAGCACUUAAUUAGAGCUGGUACAUUAUCUGGUAUACCUGUAACGCGGAAUCCACUGCUUGUAAAUGUGUACCUAGUGCAUGGUAAUAACCCUUCCUCGUAUUCUUUGCUCGACUGAACUACAAGUUCUGAUCAUGUUUACAUUAUAGUUUGUUCAUAUACCCUACUCAGUGCCACCACCCUUGAAAAACCUCUAGUGGUAUCAAACUGAAACUGAACCUUGUUUUCAUCAUUGUUAUUGGGAAUAUUGUUUGUGCCACAAGAAUUAUUUGAUAUCAUUGAGUUGAUUGUACCUGUCAAAACUUAUUCUGGAAUUGUGAAUUAGCAAGAUACCAUAUGUUUGGUGCAGAUAAACUAAUAUUACCUCUUUGUUGAGUAUGAACCA